Molecule: messenger RNA, 1876 nt
Organism: Aspergillus saccharolyticus JOP 1030-1
Lineage: Eukaryota; Fungi; Ascomycota; Eurotiomycetes; Eurotiales; Aspergillaceae
Product: pH-signaling protein PalC
Exons: 2
Coding region: 95-1786 (563 amino acids)
Biological process (GO): cellular response to pH
Cellular component (GO): plasma membrane
Source: RefSeq, a predicted model, not a curated record
GCUUAAACUUCUUCCCCUCACCUCCGCGUGUUCCAAUUCACUUUCCACCGCAACACGACAACACACUCUCUCCGCCAAACACAGCCCACUCACCAUGGUCUACGCCUUCACGCUCCCCACCACCUCCCAUCUCUCCUUCCAGAAUUUCAUCUCAUCUAGCACACAUCCAUCCCUCCCGCAAGCCGCCACCACCGCCCGCCAUGCCCUGCGUCAGGCCCUCAAAGCCCACAAGCGUCUACCCCGCGGCCCGCAACAAGACGCGCACCUCUCCAUCGUCUUAACCGCCCUGACCACCUAUCUCCCCUACCUCGAAGCCAUCUCCAGCGGCCUAAGCAGUACACCCACCGAUGCGACCAGCGAAGAAGUCGAAAUCACCUUACACAGCGAGAUUGUCACCUUCUGGCGCCCGACGCUCACCCCCGCACCCAGCACCACCCUCUCUUUCAAACACCUCCCCACCUCCCCAUCCAGCGGGCGCAACAACACCGGCAACAGCAACAGCAGCAGUAGCAACAGCAGUAACCGACAUCGCAUCCGCGGCGAAGGCAUCGACUUCGAAACCGCCCAUGUUCUUACAACGCUAGGCUACGUGCUCAGCCUGCUCGCGCACACGGGGUUGAUGCGGACACUGUACGCCUCGACAACGCCAACCAAUGAGCAACGCACCGCCGCCGUCCAAACCGCCACCAAACACCUUCUGCACGCCAGCGCUAUCCACAACCUCCUGGCCUCGUCCCCGGCUUUCGCGACAGCCGCCCGCGCCAUCGCCACCGCCGCAUCGACCUCCUCCCUCACCCCGCAACCCACAAACCCCGCCCCCGCUCCCUCCCUCCCAGACCUCGACCCCGGCACCCAAACCGCCCUCUCCGCGCUCGCCCUCGCCGAAGCCACCCUCCUCGCCGUUCUGAAGGACGACUCCUACGUCUUCGCGUGCAUCCAGGCGCGCAACCCCAAGGAUAAAGAUUGGAUGGUCCGGGCGCCGGAGAUCCCAAAGGUGCGGGCGCACCUAUUCGCGCGGCUGUGCAUCCGCGCCGCCGAGUACGCGGAGCAAGCGGCCGCGGGGCUGGGAUCGGUUGUCGGCGCCGGGAAGUCGGGCAGGAAGGCCGGGGCCAUCGAGGAGGAGCUGCUGGGGUACACGCGGGUGCUGGCGCGGGUGGCUCGCGCGCGGGCGUGUCGGUUCUUUGGGGUUGAUGCGGAGCUGGCGGGGAGGAUUGGAGAGGCGAUUGCGUGGCUGCAGGCGGCGAAGGGGGCGUUGGGGGUGAGGCCUGGAAGGGGGGAGGAGCGGGACGCGGCGGGGGCCGGGGCGGGGUCGAAGAGCAGCGGGGGGAGUAAGUUCUCCAGGUUCAAGCAGGGGUUCCGGGAGAAGUUGGAGGAGAAGAAGAUGGAGAAGGACGCGGGGGCGUACGGUGGGGGUAGUGGUGAUAAGAUGGAGCUGGGGCCGGGGGAUAACGCGGGGAGAGAUGAAGAGGGACGCGUGAUCGAGAUGCUGGAGACGAAGUGGGUGCGGAUGAACAAUACGAUAAACACCCAGUUGAUCCCGCCGUCGGCGGAUCUUUUGGCCAACUUACCGUCUGGUCGAGAUAUCCAUUCUCCGCCCGGGGCGUACCGGAUUCCCGCGCUGGACGAGGAGCAGCUGGUGCGUAUGCGGGCGCCGCCAGCAGAGGACGAGUUCGGACCGGGCAGCGAUGAGGAGAGCGAGGACGAGCCUGCUGUGGCCGGGGUAGGGGUAUCGAGGGUCUAUACGCCGGGCAGCGUGCCGGGACGGACGGAUAGUGCAUAUUAUUGAUGUUGAGCAUAGUUGUGCUGGAGUGUGCAGGGCUGAGCACUCCGCUCCGUAUCUACCAUGCGCUCCGCAUUCAGUCACCUUAGAGCAAAC